AUGCUCUUUGACUAUCGAAAGGCAUUCGAUCCUGCCGAUCACCUCACUUUGGCGGAUAAGAUUACCAACAACCUAUCCCAAAGGCUAUUUAUUAUUCACUGGACAAUCGAUUUUUUGAUGAACAGUAAACAGCGCGUAAAAUGUACCAUACUUGAAGCAUAGCCGAAAUCAUAUCUCAUCAUUUGCACCUGUUAUUUAUUCUAAUUUGUAUUAAAUUUUUACAGAUAUAACUCUCAGGAUUCAAGGAUCCAAUGGCUAUGGACGUGUGGAAAUAUUACACAAUGGGCAAUGGGGAACAAUUUGUGAUGAUAGUUGGGAUAUAAAUGACGCUAGGGUUGUAUGUCGUCAACUUGGUUAUCCAUAUGCUGUAAAAGCUCUUCAAGGAGGUCAGGUCCCCCCUGGCAAUGGACAGAUAUGGUUAGAUGAUGUCCGUUGCACUGGUAGUGAACGAAAUUUGACCAAUUGUCAUCAUCAAGGAUGGGGAACUCAUAAUUGUCGCCAUGGUGAGGACGCUGGAGUUGAAUGUUCAACAG
This is a messenger RNA of Paramuricea clavata, 533 nucleotides long. The record is from the annotation of a GenBank genome assembly. Lineage: Eukaryota; Metazoa; Cnidaria; Anthozoa; Malacalcyonacea; Plexauridae.